Molecule: messenger RNA, 5584 nt
Organism: Drosophila montana
Lineage: Eukaryota; Metazoa; Arthropoda; Insecta; Diptera; Drosophilidae
Exons: 10
Coding region: 157-5301 (1714 amino acids)
Biological process (GO): microtubule cytoskeleton organization
Cellular component (GO): cytoplasmic microtubule; cilium
Molecular function (GO): microtubule binding
Source: RefSeq, a predicted model, not a curated record
AUCAAUGUAAAUACGAGUCAUAGAAGCCCCUGCACCGGAUGCAAGCGUGCGUGACAGUUAUAAAUUAAAAUCAAGUGAAGAAAGGCAUUAUAUGCGACUAGUUAGAUAAUUGCAGCAGCAACAAAAACCGAAAACAACGAAGAACCGUAGCUCGUCAUGUUCUUUCAGCGCUUUUUCGAGCGAAAUAAUAGUUCGGAUAAUAAAACGCGGCCGGCUAAUGGCAACGGCGACGCCAAUGAGAAUGUCAUUUAUCACAUGAGCGGCACGAACAAUGUCAUUGGCGAGGACAAGGAUAACAACAACAAUCAACAGUCAAGCACCAGCACGGACUCGCCGCACAUCAGUAUCUGCCCAAAUAAAAUGCAGCGUCGCCACGAGCAAACUGUGACUGCUGUCCAGCUAACCCCACUGUGGGAGCAUGUUUUACGUACGCGUCGAUUGCCGGAAACAAUUUGCCCGGCCACCAUGUUUGCCGAAUUCCACGAGCGGUUGCAGGAUCCCGAAUGGCAAGUGCGCCAACAUGCAUUACGCGUUCUCGUCGACGUUUUGGUCAUAAUGGGGGCAAAAGCUGACAAGCAUAGUAUGCAUUUUUUAAUUGAUUUAAUCAAAAAUCUCGGACACCAGGCACCCACGGUACGAAAAGGUGCACUCGACUGCUUGCGGGUCUAUCUCUCGGAGACAGGCGUACCGGAAAUGGUUAUGCUACAGAUUUUGGACACUGGACUAACUCAGCAGCCAACCUAUGAAGAACGUCUCAGCUGUGGCGUUUUGCUAUCACUUCCGCCAUUACUACAAUCGAUUUUGCACACGCCACAAAGUCAUUUUAUAGUGAAGCACACCAUUGAGCGACUAGUGCAGCGCCUGCAGCUGCAACAAACCCAACAGGAGAUUACGCUGAAGGUGUUGGCCAAAAUAAGUGAACUGUUGGGGGUGCAAGAGUUUGAGAGUUAUUUAGACGAAAUGGACGGCCUGGAUGCAUUGUCGCUCUAUAACCAACUAUGUAAAGUAUAUGGAAUAUCGAACAAGCCUCUUCGUACUGAUGGCUCCAUGACCAGUGUCAAUGCUGGCGCUUGGAGGGCCUUGCCUCGAGAGCACAUUUGGCGUAGCAGCAGUAUUUCACAUGAGCCAAAGGCAACUCUACUGCCAGAGAAGGGAAAGAUUAUAAUGGAAACGGAAAUACAAAUCAACGAUGAUACGCUCACCAUGCGAAUUCUCGAAGCGGAAACCGAGACCGAGGAGACGGAUAGUCCCAUUAUAGAUGCAACGGAACUUGUAUGUCGUCCAUUUGCUGCUCCCCAGUCUCCACGAGAAACGGACGCGGGCAUACUCCAGAUAAUAAGCGAUUCAGAAAUGGAGGAAAUGACGCAGAAUGAAACUGGUCUCGGCACGCCGUUUCGCAGUUUGAAACGUGUUACUUUUGGUGGAGAAGUGGUCAAAAUGCGCACACCCGACAGUGAUGCGACUUCCUCUACAAACCACAUCGAAAGUACGGUGCCAGGUUACGGCAGACUCAACAUUAGCUCAUUGCCGCCUAAUGAGACAGCAACUUCAGCAUCACUGUUAGAGGGACAACACGCAGACAAUAAUUCAACUCCGGCAGGCAGCAACAAAAUGACGGCUUUGACCUUAGAGAUUCCGAUUGAUAAUACUAAGCCUUUGCCCCGUGCUCGUAGUGCUCAGUCGCCACAGCAAAGUAGGGAACAGGCAAGGUCGACCAAUAACAAAACUAGCUCCUAUACAUCGCCAAAGCGGGACGUCUCAUACUCUCCUGUCUACCGCAGCAGUAGCAUCAGUCCUGCUGGUAGUAACACAGCCAGUCCUAAAGUACCACACAAAGAAAUCGAAGUUCUGCAUAAUCUUCAACGUGAUCCGGAUCCCUCGCCGCGCUCUUUACGGGCAAGUGAUAGCAUCACAACUGACCCAGUUAUUUCUUCUACUUUGCCAGCGAAAGCACCAGCUACGCCAAACAGCUGGGAAGACCUGGACAUUGUCAACCACAAAACUAUAAUGGACUUGCGGUCAGGAGACUGGCGCAAUCGUUUACAGGGCAUAGCCCAGCUUGAAAUAGCACUAAGCUCAUCAUCCAACUUGGUGCUGGUGCAGCCCUAUUUGGAUAGUCUGCUGCGCACAUUACUUUCUUCGGAGCGAAAUUUCGAGGUAGCUGAGCUUAAGCGCGAGGUCUUGGUAAAUCUGAUUUCACGCCUGCCGUUGGACAACUUGGAGGAGCGUACGCCACAGAUACUGUCGGGACUGUGUCGCCAGGGAAACGCAGGUGCAAACCGUGUAUGCAAGGCACUUAUGCAGCGCCUGCCUGCUGGGACAAUUGUCGCCAAAUUAACGGCGCCCGAGUAUCUACAUGCAAAGAGCUCAAAGUUUCGUGAUCACGCUUUACAAAUGUCCAUCUACUCCUUGAUGUCAUUUCCCGGCACCUGUUUCGACAUCAACAUUCUGGCAGCACAAGUCACCUAUGCUGCACUUAAUAGAAAGCGUCGGGUACGUCAGGCGGCAUUGGAGGUAUUUGCUGUGCUUGCUGAUAUUUCUUCGGUGGACCAGAUUUUACAAAUUGUUGCUGAGAUAACAGAUGAUAUCGAAUCAGGACCUGCUCUGCUCAAGGCUGUGCAAACGCGUCUGUCCCGCCUCCAAUUGCCCCUUAUUACCCCUGAUGGAUCCGUCUUAUAUACAUUUCAUAAAGCAGACCAGGCUGGUAUCUCACGAUUUGGCGCAGAUAUGGAUUGGAUAACGCAAGGAGAAGGCUCUGCCUCCCCAAAUGCUGUUAAAAGACGACGUCUGCAUUUGGCAAACAAAAAACGUAUGCUUCAAGAAAACGCAGACGAGGAAGUCACCGGAAUGAACCAUAGCUGUAACGCAGAUGAGAACUUGCAUCGACACUCAUUCCAUUCACCACCCGAAGCCUUGGACAUGUCUAGAGCCUCUAAUGACUUUUUUCAAAGAAAAAUCUAUGGCACUAGUGGUAAGAAUGUAAACUGCUUGGAGCGUCGUGUAGUAACCAAAGCAUGCUCUGAAUCUUCAGUGGACGGAAGAAGCACGGACAGUACGACAACAUCCUGCAGUAGUGGUAGUGGGAGUGGAAGUAGUAGUUUUAUACAGCUGACAACCUGCAGGCGUUUAACACGACAAAAUUCCCGGUUUCCGGCUGUGAGGCGGCAAACGGAUUUCAUUAGCAAUUUUAUGCGCAAUAUACAGCGAACUCCAUAUCCAUAUAGUUUCGAAGAUUCGAAGAACCCAAAAGCAAAUGAUGAUCUACAAAAAACUCAAAGGCAUGUACAGCAUGUACUUAAGAAGCCAACCAGUUCGCAGCACACUUUUGCACAGCAAAACUGGACGGAUAAUUGCAGUCAAUCUCAAGCAAAUUCGAAACUAAAGGAAACUAAAAAACAGGAUAUCAAUAACCAAUCAGAAACAUCGGUGAAUAAAGAUGCCGAAAACUUUGGCAAAUUCAACAAACGAAAUCAGUUUAGUAAAAUGCAAAAUGCCUUUUACUGUAGCGGUCAACCCGCUAUUCUACUGGGGUUAUUUCGCACCACAUUUCACACAGUUAAGGAAUAUAUACGGGAAAAGGCGAUUGCGGCGCAACAGCGGCUGAUACCUUAUGAUCGCUGCCUUUGUCUGUGUUGUUGUUGUUCUCACGCCAAGCGUAGAAAAUCGAUGAAAAUUGAUAAAAGUCCUACAAAUGUGGCUGAUAAAGUGACGUGGCAAGUUGAUAAAACUUUAGUGAAUGAGGUUUUUUCACAAACUGAGCUUGUUAAGGUCGAACCAGCAAAUGAACUUACAACGUCCACCGCAGUGCAGUCAUUCGCAGUAACAUCUGGGCCGCAUCAAUCAGAAGGCUCUCCUCUGUCCUUAAGGUCAACAAGCUAUUCGCAAAAGUCAACUGCCUCGGCUAAAUCAACCGAAGUGGACAAACAGAAUGUGGACCACUCUAUAGCCCGGGAAGAGAUGGAGCAACAAUUUGGGGAGCUCGUAGUGGACGACAUAGAAGAGGAGACGGAGUCACCCUUUCAGGAGCCCGCAUUGAAACGCAACGAAAGCGUGAACAGCCUGCAGAGCAAAACAGAAAGCAUUAGGACACAGCUUGAAGAUGCCACACCACAAAUGUCACGUGCCCAGUCAAUUAAAUCCUUGGCCAUUGAAGAGGAGAUUGAAAGCAGCAAUAGCUUUGUAGUAGUUGAGGAGCUCCAGAACGAGCUCCAAUCAACAGCCGCAGAGUCGCCGCCCAUAAAACAACUGACAGAAUUAUCAACAGACAAUGAAACAUUUCUCGCAUCUUUAUCGCGAGCCUCAUCCAGCAAAAAGGCUGAUAUCACACAUGACGAAAGAGCCAUACACUCACGUAGCAUCUCGUUGGACUCGCUCUAUGGCCGAAGACCCGCUUCUAAGCAAGGUUCCCUGGACAUUAGUAGCACCACAACCGAUAACAGCUCUCAUACCGUUUCCCAUCCUGACAACAGCAGAUUGCCUCCAAAGUUACAGCACACACCGCUAAAACAAAAGUCGAAGACUUCAUAUCUUCUGCGUGGUCAGCGUCGCGUCUCACCUGUGAAGCAGGCCAUCAAGAUGUCGCAGACGGAAUUAUUUCCGCCGCAUAUGUCACGUUUUGAGAAGCCACGAGAAGCCUUAAUAAAGACGUUUGAUCAGCUGGACUCUAAUAACUGGGAAGUGAACAUAACAGGUCUGAAAUAUAUGGUGCGUCUGCUUCGCCACCAUGCAGAUUUCUUGGACAGCCACAUGCACAUGACAUGCAUCCAACUUACUCGCUCUGUACGCAAUUUACGCUCACAGGUAGCUCGUGCAGCCUGUCAGGCCGCAACAGAGUUAUUUACCCUAAAAUGCAAAUCAUUGGAGAUUGAGUGCGAUGACCUGGUCUGUGCGUUGUUGCACCGCACAGCAGACACAAAUCGUUUCCUGCGUGCCGAUGCCACCGGAGCCUUGGAGUCUUUGGUGGAUAACUUGCAACCUGCGAAAGUACUCAACAUCUUGACAAACAAAGGUGCUCAGCACCAGAAUGCCAUAGUUCGGACGACGACUGCGAAGCUGCUGUUUAGACUAGUCGAGCGCUUAGGCUGCGAUCGCAUUUACUCAAUGGGUCGUGAAAGUCGUGACAAAUUCUUUAUGGUUGGUGCAAAUCUUCUGCUUGAAGGCAGCCUCGAAACACGCAGCUAUGCCAAGUCAAUGUUCCGUGCUUUGUCAGAGCACGGAAGCUAUCAGCGAUUACUGUUAGAGGUAAUACCACCGCGAACAUAUCGAAAUGUGGAAAAGACAUUGAGAAGCAUUACCCGUUAAUCUUUUAAUUUAUACGGAUAUAUGUAUAUAAAGAUUACCUUAUUUUAAAGAACUUUAGAUGUACAGUGAAAGCACAAGCCCGUAAUCGUAAUCAUGAAAUAUGGUCAAUGUUUUGAACGCAAUAGAUCAUAGAUAAUACAUUUACGCCUUUGUAUAUUCAAGACUAAUAAAAUAAAUUUAAACACGAACUUUAUGCAAUUUAAUGCACACACUACAGUAAUCUUUUUCCGUUGAUAUAUCGCUGAUCAGACCUUCGAUUGCCGCCACUGUUGUUGUGUUGUUG